AUGGCGGCUGGCAGAUCAAAGAAAAUGAAAAUGAACAAAAUAAAUAACUUUCACGGUAGUACAGCAACUGACAUUGAGGAUAGAUCGUGUUAUGUUCUUACUAAUUUCUCUCAGAUUCUGAAGCAAAUAUUAAUAGGAUUGCCAGUGAAGUCUUUGAAUAGUUGUGCGAGAGUUUGUAAAAUAUGGAAUGAUGCAGUACAGAAGAUAAAAAAAUUAAGAUGUCCAUAUUAUUGGAAUUAUUUUGAAGGUGAAGAAGAGAGCCCAGAUAGUCAGAAACUAUUACUUGAAUCAAUACAAUUAACUAUUGAGAACUUACCAAUUGAACCAGAGACAAUGUUGGUGUAUUAUACUAGUGUUCUGUUAGAUACAACCUGUACAUCAGCUACUGUUUCAACUAAAUCUAGAUCCAAGAGAAAAAUACAAAAGGAAUGUUCGGAUGUAUCUGAGUUCUUUCAGAAUUUGCUCCCCAGAUCAUGUCAGACUACAGCCGUUGCAGCAGACGGUAUUAUAGGAACAAGUUCAAGUUUGAGGAAAACCAAAGAAUUUGAAAACAAGUGUGCUCUAUCUUUUAUAUGUUUUGCUAAACAAAGUACUUUUUCUUUCCACUCAAUACAACUUGAUGUUAAACAAGGAACUAAAUUAGGAGAACUAUGGAACUCUAAUGAAGAAACAUCAUUUUCUAAUUUUAUUCCACCUGAAGAAACAGUUAAAUCAGUGUUGUUCUUCUCAGAUGAUGUUACCUGUCCACAAGAGUUGGGUUUUGCUUUAUAUAAAGAAUAUAAUCAACCAUUAAUAGCUGGUGGAUUUGUUGAUUCCUUAGUUUUUCCUUCAUUGUUACAUGACAUCAAUCAUAAACAUGAUUUACCAACAAUAUGCUGUGUGGCUUUAUGUGGAGAAACGGUUAAAAUAGCAUCCAUUAUAAUCAGAGAUGAUGUUUGUGAUAAAACAGAUGUAGAGGCAUGUAUGAAAGAACUCAAGUCACACGACUUACCAGAAGAAAGAUCAUUUGCCUUUAUGUUUGCUUGUGUUGGUCGUGGUGAAAAUCAUUAUGGGGAGGCAGAUGUUGAAUCAAUGAUGUUUAGAAAAUUUUUUCCUAAAACCCCAUUACUAGGACUAUUUGGUAAUGGUGAAGUAGGCUUUAAAUAUCCACUGCCUCCAAUUGUUUCUAAAGAAAUUGAUGGAACAGAAUUACAUGACUUUGUGAAUGAUUCCAGACGAUAUUUAACUCGACAUCCACCUAAAUUAUAUCAUGCUUACACGACAGUUCUAUGUCUUGUAUCAUUACCUUGAGAUUCAAGUUUAAUUUUUAUUGUCUGUAGUGAACCCCAUCAGGCUAACAGAUCAUCUGUAUUUGAAACCAUCAGGUUAACGGAUCAUCUAUAUUUGAAAACUGAUUAUCUGUAUUUAACCCCAUCAGGUAACAGAUCAUCUGUAUUUAACCCCGCCAGGCUGACAGAUCUCUGUAGUUAACCCCAUCAGGGCUAACAGACCAUGGGGGUUAUAUCAUAUUCCCCAUCUAUAUACAUGUAUCAACAGAUUUGUUAAAAUGAGAUUGCUUGGGUAGUGAUUACUGUAUAUCAUUAAAUUUAUGUAUCACAAAAUGUAUGCGACAUGAUGAGGGUUGACAGAUAUGUGUCAUGAAACUAAUGUCACCUGAAGUAGAUUGACACUAUAAUAUGUAUUGAGAUUAAUGUGUCCCACUGUAUCCUGCUAAAAUAGAUGGCUUCUGGUAAUUUUAAUAUAUAGGUAAGACAUUAGUUUAUCAAAUAGCUUUAUCAACGACAUUGAUGACCCCAUCAACUAAUUACUCAUUGUUGAUUAUAUUAUUGUUAAGUUUGACACAAUCUCUUUUUAAAGAUUAAUUAUGUAAGAGAUAAAAAGCUGACAGUAAUAAUAAUUAAAAAAUAGAUAAUGAAAAGGGAAUAUGUUGCGAAUUUGAUUCAAAUUACUUCAUUCUUAGCGGCGUUAUUGUCAUUUGCAGAAUAGUGUAGUCUUGAUUAUCUUGAUUAUCCAUUUUCAUAUUAAAUCAUAAACUGCCAAUCGUAUUUAAAUCUAUUGAAAAUCAAAACCAUCUGGCAUGUAAAUAAAUAUCUAAUUAAUGAUUAUAUAACAUUUGAGGCCAAACCAUAGUGUGUUAGUCAAAUUUAGAUCUUGAAUAAUUCAUCUUUAAUGGAGUAAGUAAUACAUGUAUUACUCCUGAUUCUUUUAACAUUUGUGGUCAAUCAUAUUUUCAAUGACUAAAUCUUAUGCAGGAUUAUAAUCAUGAAUUUGUUAUGUAUAAUUAAUGUAACCAAUUUUAUACGCCCACAUGUUAGUGUAUAAUUAAUGUAACCAAUUUUAUACGCCCACAUGUUAAUGUAGUUGUAUACUGUCAUAUAGCACCGAUCUGUCAGUCCAUCUGUCUACGUUUUCUUGGGGGUUGGAUGUUAGUUAGUGCGUGUGCAUUGUAUCAUAAGGUCUAUCAUUGUCGUGGUUUUGAUUCCCUGGAAGUACGUGACAAGGAGUAGGGUUGCCUGUCCAACCCUGUGGGUUUUCCCCACGCACAAGUGAAUUAUUUAAAUAAAAAUGAAACAUAUGUUAGUCCCAAAAUGUCCUAGUUUGUGUUGAGUGGACGUUAAACCCCAUUUCUCUCUCUCUGCUUGCAUUUCUUCUGAUUUGUGUAUCAGGAUAAAGUAAUGACCUGAUGUAAGAUUUGGGGCCAUUUUUUUCCCAAUAUUUCUGGAACAUCGUUAACGAAAUCCGGUUUAACUGCAGCUUUUUUCAUGACAGUCCCUGAAAGCAAUAAAAGAAUGUCAGAAUCAAUAACAUCUGUAAUAAUCAUCACAUUCUUGUCUGCAAGUACAACUGGCUAACCUUUAGUAUGCAAAUAUUUUUAUCAUGGAUUUAGCUGUUCAAGUUAUCAAAAAUCAGGGCCAAAUGGUUAGGUUUAUCAUUGAGUCAACUGGUGUGGUUUUGAUUCCCCGGUUGUACGUGACAAGGAGUAGGGUCGCCUGGCCAACCUCAUAGGUUUUCUCCGGGUCCUCCCACUGCUAAAGACCCCUACGCGCAAGCGAAUUAUUGAAAUAAAAUUAUUUUCAGAAUGUUGUCAAGAUUUCAUCAAUUUGAAUGUAAAUGAGUGUUAAUAGUUUAUGAAAAUUUUAAACUCUGACAGGGUUAUCCCUUAUGCACUAUUGAACAAAGUUGAAAAAAUUUAUAUUAAUAACUUUUUCCUGUAUUACAUUCAUUGACAAGCAACAUGUUUCAUCUACGGUGACAGGGUUCUCGCUGCUGACCAAAUAAACAAAAUGAAAUGAAAUGGGGGUUAACAUCCUACUCCAAAUAAACAAUCACAUACAAUCCCUGUGAAUUUGAUCAAAUCUGACAAGAACUCUUACAGACCGACGAAAAUGUGGGCGUUUAAUAAAACUUAAUAUAUAUACUAUUCAAAAAAAGUAGGGGAUAUUUGAUUUUUAAGUGUUAUUAAAGUCACCUAAUGAAACUGACGAAGAAACAAAUGACAAAAUGAAAUGAAGUUCACAUUCAUCGAUUUAUUCCAAAUGAUCGUUAGACUAAGUAAGGCACAGACUGACCAUUAUAAGGGUAAAAUGAUACCCGGGGUCAAACAGCAAAGUUACCACAGCAUCACAACCAAGUCAGUAACGGGUAAAUCCUCCUCUGUUUGCCAAACAAGCAUUGAUCCGACGUGGCAUACUCCUAAUGAGACGUCUAAGGUUAUUUUGGUCCAGAUUGUCCCAUUCCUGUUGCAACGCAGCAGCAAGUUCUUGGACAUUGGCAGGACGUUGUUGACGUAACCUCUGUCCAAGCAUGUCCCAGACAUGCUCGAUGGGGGAGAGGUCGGGACUCAGUGCUGGCCAAGGUAAUGUGGUGAUGUUCUGUUGUUGGAGGUAACCUGUAACGAUCCUGGCCCUGUGAAAUCUUGCGUUGUCAUCCUGGAAGAUGAAACGGCGGCCAUGACGUCGUGCGAACGGCACAACAUUCACUGCCAAGAUGUUGUCCCGGUAGUACUGGCCUGUAACACGCCCUGCAACAACAUGUAAAGCCGUUCUUCCAGCAACAGUGAUGCCUCCCCACACCAUAACAGAACCACCCCCAAAUCGAUCAUGUCUGAUGAUGUUAACGUCUUGGAAGCGCUCGUUUCGACGACGCCACACCUUCCUACGUCUGUCCAAAAAAUCAACAGUGAACCUUGACUCAUCUGAAAACAUCACAUUGCUCCAGCGUCGAUUAUCCCAGUGUUGACGAUCCCUACACCAACGACGUCUUGCCUGAAUGUGAUGAUCU
This is a messenger RNA of Patella vulgata (common limpet), 4281 nucleotides long. Its product is annotated as F-box only protein 22. Gene Ontology annotation, molecular function: protein binding. The record is from RefSeq and is a predicted model, not a curated record. Gene Ontology annotation, biological process: protein polyubiquitination; positive regulation of proteasomal ubiquitin-dependent protein catabolic process. The transcript has 5 exons. Bases 1 to 1290 code for a protein of 429 amino acids. Lineage: Eukaryota; Metazoa; Mollusca; Gastropoda; Patellidae.